AUCUGGCCAUGCGCGCCACGAUCCUGGCUGGCUGGCCAGCAGUGACAUUUAAUCAAAACAGCAAAUAAUUUCGAACGUGGAUACUUUUGGUCGGCCCCGUACGUGCUCUUGAUGCGAUCAAAACAAAUUACCGGCAAAGAUGUGCAGAACUUUACCGUGGAACGUGUACCGCCAGCACUGUUUGUGACACCUUAAUGACCAGCCUGUAAGCUAAACCCCCGCCAGCCAGCAACCCGACAGCACAGUGUAUCCGCUACGAUGAAGCUGGUCCGAAAGAAUGUCGACAAAACGGGCGAUGGGAGCGUUACCCUCGUACCCGAAGAACCGGAGGAUAUGUGGCACGCGUACAAUCUCAUCGCGGAAGGUGAUCAAGUCCGUAGCAGCACCAUCCGGAAGGUGCAAAACGAAUCCUCUACCGGGUCGUCGAGUAGUAGCCGCGUACGAACGACACUCACGAUUAGCGUCGAGACGAUAUACUUCGACACGCAGGCUCAAGUGCUGCGCCUGAAAGGUCGCAACAUAGAGGAGAAUCAAUUCGUAAAGAUGGGUGCCUACCAUACGAUCGAUCUCGAGCUAAACCGUGCGUUCACGCUCAUGAAGCCGGAAUGGGACACGAUCGCGCUGGAACGCAUUGAAAUGGCUUGUGACGUAACGCAGAACGCGGAUGUGGCCGCAGUGAUCAUGCAGGAUGGGUUGGCACACGUGUGCCUGAUCACGUCCAGUAUGACGCUGGUACGGAGCAAGAUCGAUGUGGCGAUCCCGCGCAAACGUAAGGGCAACGUUCAGCAGCACGAGAAGGGCCUGAACAAGUUCUACGACGCCGUGAUGCAGGGUAUACUGCGGCACGUCAAUUUUGAGGUGGUCAAGUGUAUCUUGAUCGCAUCGCCCGGCUUUGUGAAGGAUCAGUUCUACGAGUAUAUGUUUCAACAGGCUGUAAAGACUGACAACAAGGUGCUGAUAGAGAAUAAAAGUAAAUUUAUGCUGGUUCAUUCGUCCUCCGGGUUCAAGCAUUCACUUAAAGAGGUGCUCCAAGAUCCGGCCGUAAUCGCAAAAAUGUCCGACACGAAGGCGGCCGGCGAGGUGAAAGCGCUGGAAACUUUCUACACCACGCUGCAGCUCGAACCGUCGAAGGCUUUCUACGGCAAGAAGCACGUCUGCAAGGCGGCCAACGCACAAGCCAUCGAGAUGUUGCUGAUUUCGGACAAUCUCUUCAGAUGCCAGGAUGUGGCCACACGCAAAGAGUACGUACAGCUGGUGGAAUCGGUCCGCGAUUCGGGUGGUGAGGUUAAAAUAUUCUCCAGCAUGCACGUCUCCGGCGAACAACUCGCUCAGCUAACCGGAGUGGCGGCCAUCCUGCGCUUCCCAAUGCCCGAACUAGAGGACAGCGAUAAUGAGGCCAGCGAUGGGUCGGAUUCGGAUUAGAAGAGAUAUGCGUACACGUGUGUAUGUGCUUGUUAUGGGCCCUGUGUGGUUCGUUGGUUCGUGUAGAGGAGAGGAGCUUAAGGAGAUUUGUUCGCGUGUUUAGUUGCUAGCUUUAUGAUUGUUUGUGCGCUGUUAUGCUUUGUAUUUUUUAUCCUCAUACUAUAACCGGAAAAUUCAAAUUUUGAAAAGGGAAAACUUCCGAGGGACACACACGCAAUAUUAUUAGCUAGGGUUUAUGAUCCAUUUUAGACAAGCUGUUUAAUUUUUUACAAUUUACAAAACCCCUUUUUUCAUUUAUUGUGUGACAAUUUACUCUCGCCCUUCUUUGUCAAAAUCACGUUAAAAGCCCAGGCAGGGAUUAGGGCACUCUGUCACGAUAACCUCAACGGAACAACUCCACUACACAGCACUACACGACUUAUUGAUAUUAUACGCAUACACACACACACGCACGCAAAAACAAGCGCAAAGUGGGUGAACCUUUAGGGAAAUUAAGUUGAACACAGACCUCAGGAUACGGAUGGCUACGAGGCAUGGCGGCGAUCUAGUGUAAAUAAAAUAACCCUCAUUACCUAACCUACCUAAAUCGAAGCACUUCUUGGCAGCGCGUGCGAUAGUUAAAUGUGUUGCAGUGUCUCUAUAUACAACUAUCAACGUGUAAUCGUACUUCAGAGCCAGGAGAUUCUGAGCAUGCAUCUUCCCAAAAUGCACGAAUCAUAUUGUACAGAAGAACAACACACACACACACACUCUCGGUUUAGAACGUUGAAGCGCUAGAUGUUGAAAGGGAAUGCGAUGAAUGCGUAACGAAUAUAUUCAUCCCAGCUUCACACAGUUUAA
Molecule: messenger RNA, 2262 nt
Organism: Anopheles stephensi (Asian malaria mosquito)
Lineage: Eukaryota; Metazoa; Arthropoda; Insecta; Diptera; Culicidae
Gene: pelo
Product: protein pelota
Exons: 8
Coding region: 259-1422 (387 amino acids)
Biological process (GO): nuclear-transcribed mRNA catabolic process, no-go decay; nuclear-transcribed mRNA catabolic process, non-stop decay; nonfunctional rRNA decay
Cellular component (GO): cytoplasm
Source: RefSeq, a predicted model, not a curated record